AAAUAUUCCACAAACCUGAGGACCAACAUGAAAAAGUACCCUAAUAAUUCGGAUCCGAACAAAAGAAAACAAAAGUUAUACCCGACCAGUCCUACUCCCCACCAUGAAACACGACAACUUUUCAGGGACUUUUUUAUAAUUUAAACUUUUUCCAGGGCCUUUAUAAAAAAUUCCAAAUCUUAGUAUAAAACCAGCCUCACUCCCAUCUCCUUCUCCAUUCCCAAAGCUCCGAGAAUCGCCGGAAUGCCACCGCCGUCACCGUCUCCGGCGAUCUCUUCCGCCGAGAAUCGCCCUCGGAUCUCCUUCAGCUUCGACGCCGUCCCCGAUUCAGAGAUGGAUCGUAUUGCACUGACUUCCGAUCGCGACUUCGAGUUCCACCUCGCCGAUCCUGCCCCGAUGCUCGCCGCCGAUGAGCUCUUCUCAGGAGGUAAGCUCGUUCCUCUACAUUCUCGUUGUGAGGUACCCCAUCCCCAACCCUCGCCGGAACCCUUCGAUCCUUCGCCUAGGGCUCCGACGUGCUCGAUCCGAUGGCGGGAUCUUCUCGCCCUCAGAGCCAAACUGAAUCGCAAACCCUCAUCGAACCCAGAAACCAAAAAACCCCCAAUCUCAAACCCUAACCCUAACCCUAGAUCUCAUUCCCGCUCAUCGAUUGAGCCGUCCUUAAGCCUGCCCCUUCUCCGAUCAUCGGGAGAGGAUCGAGAGGAGAGUCCGGGGAUGAAGGCGAGAAAGCGGAGGCCGGCGAGGAGAUCGAGGGUGGUGACGGUGGAGAGCCCGAGGAUGAACUCAUCGGGGAGAGUAGUGUUCCAUGGGUUGGAGAGGAGCUCGAGUGGUGGCAAUGGCGGAGCGAGGAUUCAGGUGAGGGUCCGACCAGUGAUCAACGUUCCGGUUGGGUCCCUCGUCGGCGGUGGCGGUGGCGGCGGCGGAGGAGGAGGGCAUUUGAAGGGUGGUUCAGUGCUUGGGUUUGGGAUUCAGAGCAGCAGAAGAAAGGCCAUGCAGUCGGAGUCUUUGAAACUUUGAUUUUUUUUUUUUUAAUUAUUAUUUUUAUUUGGAAUUUUAA
This is a messenger RNA of Dioscorea cayenensis subsp. rotundata (Guinea yam), 1057 nucleotides long. RefSeq lists its product as uncharacterized. Lineage: Eukaryota; Viridiplantae; Streptophyta; Magnoliopsida; Dioscoreales; Dioscoreaceae. Bases 244 to 1017 code for a protein of 257 amino acids. The transcript has a single exon. The record is from RefSeq and is a predicted model, not a curated record.